This is a messenger RNA of Colletotrichum spaethianum, 2490 nucleotides long. RefSeq names its product putative RNA-binding protein. The record is from RefSeq and is a predicted model, not a curated record. Bases 1 to 2490 code for a protein of 829 amino acids. Gene Ontology annotation, biological process: mRNA splicing, via spliceosome. Gene Ontology annotation, cellular component: nucleus. Gene Ontology annotation, molecular function: RNA binding. The transcript is spliced from 5 exons. Lineage: Eukaryota; Fungi; Ascomycota; Sordariomycetes; Glomerellales; Glomerellaceae.
AUGACCAUCUGCAGAACGUCUGGCUGGAACAACCUCGAGCUGUCCUACGACGACGACAACUACGCCGCCGAGGACACCCGCCAUCGUGACGCCGAUCGCGGUCGGGAUCGCGACUGGGAUCGUGACAGGGCAGAGUACCGCGCCAGAGACUACGACCGCUACUAUCAUGGACCGGCGCGUGAGGCCUACCAGCCACGUUCUGGAUCGAGAGAUCAAGGCGGUAGUGGGGAUGACUAUAUGGAUCGCCGUGAUGAAGACCCUCAGGUACUUCACCCACAUGACGGCGACGACCGCGGAUCACGUCGUUACGAUCGAGGUGGCCGGGGCUACCCUCGCUCUUACUACGACGAUGGCUCUCGCCGCGAUGAUGCCCGACGUGGUCCUGACGAGGAUCUUCGUCAUUUUUCCGCCUCUCCAGGUGACAGCCCAGGUCGUCAUCCUCGUCGCGAUCGUUCUGCAUCGCCUCUUCGACAAGCUGGUGCUCCAAGUGAUACUGUGAUUCUCGAAGGCCUGCCAACUGGCCUGUCUUUGGAGGAUGUGCGAGAUUGUCUUCUUAAACAAGCCGGCCUCUCGCAAUACCCAGCAGUCGACAUCCGCGUUCCGUCGGGACGAGGCCAACGUCGUGCGUUCGUGCAGUUCGAAAACGUCGAAAACGCCAUAGAGUUUGUCAAAGAGAACUACCCUAAGCUGGUGCUUGACUUUGCCGGCUUGGUGGACGGCGACGCCGAUGGAAUGACCUCCAUCUACAUCCAUUACGCAAGGAACCGCGAUGACGCCGAGCGAGACAGUCGUGCUGGGCUCGCACCCAACUGGAACUGUCCGACGUGCGACUUUUCAAACUUCGCGACAAGGAGUCGCUGCAAAAACUGUGGUGGCCCGCCUACAGACCCAUCGCAGUACCGGCAUCUAUUGACGGGCGAAAGCGAUGCGGCCGAUACCCCCUCGCAGAUCCUGGUGUUCUUCCCUUUGGCACCCUCAGUCAACGAGGACGUGUUCUCGGCGGGUGCCGGAAAGCUCCAACUGGUGCAGAAGCCUGCAGCAUCAAGGGGCUCUGGCGACCAGCCGAAGCUCAAGUCUACCGCGCCGACUGGCGACGCAUCUGGCUAUGGUGCAAGGCCAGGCUCGCUACAUCGCACCUUUCUAAUGCGAGACCAAGACACAAACGAAUCAUUUAAUUUUGGCUUUGCUGAAUUCUGGACCGUGGAGGACGCUUUGGCAGCGAUGCAAAAGUUCAAGAUGAUGCGCGAGUUCACUAUUGCCUCGAAGCCCGUGACGGUCUCGACCAUUCAUCUUGGCGUCUUUGUGCCAGAACUCCGGGAGGUCACUCGCGCUAUCGAGCGUGUCUCAUUUAACCCGCUGUUCAACCCGACCCUCCGCGUCAAAUACUGGGAGCCGCAUGUCUACCCUAGUCAGAGGGUGAUCACCGAAGCACCACCCGGUGGUACCUCCGCGGACGGAAGCAAGACUGACGCGAACGAUGAAUCCAAGAAGAGCAAGAAACGCAAGGCAGAUGGAAAUCUGCCCUCUUCAUCAACCAAGAAGUCCGUACCGAUGGCUGGCCAAAUGGCGUUCUGGCAGAGGCGGCAUGAUGAGAUCCAUGAAGGCAAGCGAGCCGCGGAUGCGGCCACCGGUAACGACAACGGUGCCGACCAGCGUCAGUCCGAAGAGCGCGCACCGGUCAAGAUUUCGCUGUCCGGCUCAAACGCAAUUUCUACCGGCCCAAUCAAAAUCUCGCUGACGGGUGCGAGCCUAUCGAGAUCCCCGGCACCAACAGCGACGCCACCCAGCGAGGUUGCAAUGCAAUCCGGAGGCCCGACAUCCGUACCCGCAACAACGACUGGCGGUGGAACUCCAGACUCGGCCUCCACGGCGGAAGCAACGGUAUCGUACGUCGACCGCGAAAAGAUCUGCUGCCUGAUCUGUAUGAUGAAAUACAAGACCUUGGAUGACCUCAACACGCACGAGAAAUCGAGGAACCACAAGAACGCCAUGGCAGACGAGGACAAGGUCAAGGCCGCCAAGCCGCGACUGGCCGCUCGAGACAAGAGGAUGGCGGCGGCGAAGCAGGCGGAAGAGCAGCCGAAGAACGAGGAAUCGGGACCCCAGUACCGAGACCGAGCCAAGGAGCGGAGAGAGGUCUUCAACCAGCCUGCGAAACCCAAGGUUCCCGUGCAGAGCGGCAAGCCCGCACGCAAAGACGACAAGCCAGCCGCGCGCCCGCCCGCCGAGAAGACGCCGCCCCCGGCCCCGGCUCAGUCCAAGGGCGCGGGGAUGCUGGCGAAGAUGGGGUGGAGCACGGGUCAGGGUCUCGGCGCCAAGGGCGACGGACGCACCGAGGUGAUUGCGACGCAUGCGCGUCGGUCUCGGCGCGGAGGGGGCAACCUCGGCGACGCGGCGGAGCUGGCGCAGCGCAAGACGAAGAACAGCUAUGCCGAGUACGUCAACACGGUGCAGGACAGGGCCAGGGAGCGGUACAACAAGUUGGGUUGA